AUGGCUCUCGUCAGCUUCGUCACGUCGCAGAACUUUGAGAAGCUCAGCAUUCUCUUCCAGUGGAAACUUCUCGUGUUGGCCGUGAUUCCCGUUGCUGUGGUGUACUGCCUAAGAUGGACGAAAUCACCACCGGGCAUCGACAUCAAGCAGUACUCUCACUUCCCACAGCCUGAAGAGGCGGAUCCAGUGAGGGGUCAUUGGCCGUGGAUUGAGAAGUCCGCUGGUCUGGGUGAUCCUCGAAGGGCAUUUGAUGAGAUUCUGUACGAACAGGCUGAGAAGCUUGGUUUCCCUCCCGUUCUUUUGGUGGACUGGCGCCCGAUCGAAAAGUUCCUGAUCCUGUUCAUCCUCGACAACGAUGUCGCCGAACAAGUCACCAAGCCCUCGAAGCAGUACAGCACCAGUGUGCCGAAGCAUCCCGCCAUCCAACAUCUCGCUCCCCUGGUUGGCGCACGAUCUCUCGUAACAACGGAUGGCGAAGAAUGGAAGGGACUACGAAAGAGAAUUCUCCCCGGCUUCGCGCCGUCGCAUCUCCUCGGUCUCGUAAAUGUCAUUUUAGACAAGUCGGAAACCUUCAUCGAGCUUAUGGAGAAGAAGGCGGCUACUGGCGAAGAGUUCGCUAUUGACGAAUACACCACAAACUUGGCCUUCGACGUCAUCGGCAUCGUAACAUUCGAUAUGGACCUGAACGCGCAAAUCGAGGGAAAGCAGAGCGAGGUGUUGCUGACAUACCGCGCCCUGUCACAAGCCUUCAACAAGCGUAUUCCCGGUAAGAACUGGCUGCGUGAAUACUUCACCGAGAACGAACGCACUCUCAGACGCCUUGACAAGAAGCUCGACGGUAUCCUCAAGGCGGAGAUCAAGAAGCAGCACAAGGAGCUCCUAGCCGGCGCCGACACCGCAUCCCGCAGCGUCGCGACGCUCAGUCUCCAAGGUAUCGACGUCCUGACCCCGGAGAUCCUCCAACAGACCAGCGACACCCUGCGCGGUUUUCUGUUCGCCGGCCACGACACGACGAGCAUCUUGUUGCAGUGGUGCUUCUACGAGCUUCAUAGGCGGCCCCAGUCGGCCAAGGAACUAAAGGAUGAGCUUGACGAGGUCUUUGGCCCGGAUCAGAGCCCCAAGUUUGUCAUCGAGCAACUCAAGGGUCCCGAAGCUGGAAAGCUUCUGGCCCGCCUGCCUUACACCGAUGCAGUCAUCAAGGAAGCCCUGCGCCUGCAUCCUCCCGGAACCACAGCCCGCGUCGCCCCCCAAGGCUCCGGAACGACCCUGACCCUGCCCAACGGACAACAGCUGGUCGUCGACGACCUCUGCGUGACGCCCCGCGCCUACAUCAUCCAGCGCCACCCCAAGAUCUUUGGCGAGACCAAGGACGACUUCAUGCCCGAACGAUGGCUCGGCGAGGAGGGCGCCAAGAUCCCGGACAGCUGCUUCAGGCCCUACGAGAGGGGACCCCGACGGUGCACCGGAUCCGAAUUGGCGAAUCUGGAGGUGCGCAUCAUCCUGGCCUGCAUCGCGAGAUACUUUGAGUUUGUCAAGGUUGGACAGGGCGAGCUGGAUCUGGAUGAGAAGGGGCAGCCUCAGCUCGACGAGAAGGGUUUCUACAAGACGAAGUCUGUCAUGUUCUCGACUCACUUGGUUACCGCUAAGCCUGUCGACGGCAUGAGGGUGAAGGUCCAGAUCAAGGGACAGGCGUAA
Messenger RNA from Colletotrichum orchidophilum, 1695 nucleotides. RefSeq names its product cytochrome P450 52A11. The record is from RefSeq and is a predicted model, not a curated record. Lineage: Eukaryota; Fungi; Ascomycota; Sordariomycetes; Glomerellales; Glomerellaceae. Gene Ontology annotation, molecular function: heme binding; monooxygenase activity; oxidoreductase activity, acting on paired donors, with incorporation or reduction of molecular oxygen. The transcript is spliced from 6 exons. Bases 1 to 1695 code for a protein of 564 amino acids.